CCAAAUCAAACGUUCUCAGUAAGCAGAUCAACCUUCUACUUGAAAAUACUCCUAGCUGUCGAUCGUCGCUAUGGCAGCAGUAGUUCCACGUCCGAAGACGGAUGAACUUAUAGCAGCACUCCGAAGAGGUGAAACGGCUCUAGAGCAGAUAGCACGCCGGCUGGAGGAAGAAGCAGAGGGGCGCUUUUACAAGUCGGGCGAGGUGAACCCCGUCCAGCUGGUCAAGCGGAUUCGCAAGUUGGCUGGCGAGCUCCCCAAGCUGAAGGCUUCUUGCCAAGACCUGCUGACAGCAAAGCAGGUCUGCGAUGCGGCUGGCGCCGAGAGGCUAAAUGACGAAGAGUUCAACUCCUUCAACGAGAGCGUGGGCGAAUGGAAACUCAAGUUGCACCAGCACAACUCCGCUGCGGCCGUUACGGCAAUGCUGGAUGUUUCCCCUCACGCGUUCGUCAGUAAGCUGCACCAGCAAACAUAUUUCCGUGCUUGCCACGCCGCCUGGCGCAUCUCCCGCUCCCACCCCGCGCACACCGGGCAGCUCAAGCAGCACAUGAAGCAGUUCACCUGCCAGCAUCAUGGCAACGUGGGGCUCGCAUUAAGCGGUGAACAUAGUGACGGCCACUCAGGUCAGGCCGCUGGAGUACGACAUCGCGUUGGCCGGACGGCCGCCUCCGCUGGAUUACUCCCGCGCUGCGGGGGAGGCGGUGCGGCAGCAGCACCAGGGGCCGCAGCCGCAGCUGGCGGGGAGCGGUCUCCCAUCCGGGGCCGGCAAGUCCGAGACGAUUCCGCCAUGGCGACCCUUCAGCAGCUCCACGCUUGGAAGUGCCUGCAGGGCACGGCGGUGCAACUCGCAAAGCUUUGUCAGAAAAGGCAGCAGUGGCAACAGGAAGAAGAAGAACUAGAAGCCAUGAUGCUGGAGGAAGCCGUAGUCAGCGGCGGUAGUCAACGGCAGCGGCGGCGAGGACGGCGACAGCAGCGGCAACGGCAGCUGGAGGCUGACAUUCUGGCUGUCGAGGAAAACUGUCAGAACCAAAUCUUGGCAUGCCUGAGCGACAUCGAUGCGCGACUGGUGGCAGGGGAGCUCCUGGCGGCGGCGGCGGCGACGCGGGGCCAGGGUAGCGGCGGCAGCAGCGGCGGCGUCGCCAGAGACCCACGGGACACUCUUCUGGGGCCUGACGUACUGGCGGCCGCAUUGCCCUCGGACCCGUCGGGUCUAGUGGGUCGGGCGAUGCUGGUCCUCUUCGUCGUAAUGGCCGCCGCAAACUUCUACGACGGCGACAACGAGUCCGCAAAGGAACUUGCAGAAAAACUGCGCAAUGACGGCGCCGCGCUCACUGACGCCAUCCUGUCGUACCACGGCAUACCACCGCUGUCGUACCCGGAUCUCCUCGAACUCGCGAAAGUGCUUGUGGACCUCAAGGAGCGACAGCUGUCCGGCAGCCUGCCCCUGGGGCCCUUCCCGGAGUGCUGCGUGAGUCUGGCACUGAUGUGCCGCCUCGUACGGGCUGUACGACAGGUGGUGGAGGAUGUGGUCUUAGCCAGCGAUGCGGCUUUCUCCCUUGCUAUGAAUAGGGCUAAAGGCUUGGAGGGGGGAGGAAUGGCGGAGACGGCGGCAGCGGAGGGCAAUGGAGCUGCCGCCGCGGCUACAGCCCCGGCCGUUGUCACUGGCUUCGGAGCCGCUGCAGCUGGUACCGCUGCAUGUCCUCAGGGUAUCGCCAACGGGACAAGGGCUGCAGCUGGCCCUCCAUCCCCUCCCUUCGACUCUGACCCACGGGUCACAGCCAAGUUCCAACUCCACCUGAACGAGUUGCGCAGGGCCUCUUUUGGUAAACUUUUCUAUGACGCCAUGACGAUGCACCUGACGGCGCUGGACACCAUGUCGUCACGUGCACGGCGGACUGCCGCCGCCGCCGCCGCCGCCACCGCGUGGUUCCCCCCAGAGUACAAGCGAAUCGUGCAGAAUCUUCUGGAGGAUCUAAGGACUCGCGUGGAGUCUGUCGCAGCGGCGUGUACGGCAACGGAGAAGGAUGUGUGGGAAAGGAGGGAUGCGAAACAGCAACACCUGCAGGAAAAAGCUUCACGGCAGCAGCAGCAGGACAAGGCGCCGUCGCGGCGACAGCGACUGCAAGAGCAGCAGCAGCUGCAGCAGAGCCAGUUAAAGGAGCGGGGAGAGGGGGAGGGGGUAACCCGGGGGCAAAACGGGAGGUGUCGAGAGGGCGAAGAGGCGCCGGCGGGUGCGGGUGCCGCCACCACGGCUGCAGCACCUCUAGAUGCUGAAGUACCAGAAUGUGCCCCCCGCGAUGGGGGGCCCUCCGAUGGGGGGCCUCCCUCGGCAAUGCAGACGACAGAUGCACCGACCGACAAGCAGCAUGCGGUGGAGGUGGCGGCGACGGCGGCGGGGGGCGGUCGAGGAAAGCGGCACGUAUCUGUUCAGUCCAGCAGCGGUCACUGGUCCUUCUGGGUGCUGGAUGAGGAGUACGACAUUGAAGAAGUAUUGGAGGUGGCUCAGCUGCGAGUGAACGAGCAGCUGCACGACAUCGUCCCAUGGGACAGUGCUAAAGUGCCGUAUGAGCCCGGGAUGUACGACAUAUCCCCCUCGUCCGCAACAGCAGGAGGAGCCGCAGUGGUGGCGGUGGGUCCGUUGGAGGUCGCGGAGGCGCCGCUGUGUGCGCCGCGAAGGGCGGCAGCCGCCACCGCUACGGCCACCGCGGGCCCAUUGCCAGUGCCGCCAGCGGCUGUGGCUGCGGGGGUUGGGGUUGGGGGUGGCGGUAACCCGGACCCGUGGAGUAUGCGCUGCACCCUCGCCAGGCCGCUGCUGGAGGCGUGCUUGGAUGGGCACUGCACCAGCGUGAGGGCGCUGGGUGCCUCCGCCCUGCAGCUGACCCUGGGCAUCACCGCGGCCGCCAACUCCCUGAUGGGAGCGCACACGGAGAUGGUGCGGGCGGUGGCGGGCUGCAGGGGGCCCCGUCGGGGGGGGACGGCGGAGGGGGCGGUGGAGGAGCUGCUGGGGACGGAAGGCAGGCGGCUCAGCGGGGCGCCCAUGCUGGCGCUGACGGUACUGGCACAGCCGCCACCGCCCCCGGCUCGACUGCCCGUCGUGGCACCUGGCGGAGAUGAGCUGCUGCUGCACCUGCUGGAGGGUGCCCUGGGGUCGCAGCAAGCGGCGGUGGUGGAGUGCCUGGAUGGCCGGACGGCGCUGGAGGAGGUGGCGCAGGCCAUCACCCAGGUGAUAAUAGGUGUACGGGUAACUGACCCUUGCCCAGGGAUCUCGGAUACGAAAUACGAAAACGAAACGAAAUAA
This is a messenger RNA of Volvox carteri f. nagariensis, 3295 nucleotides long. RefSeq lists its product as uncharacterized. The record is from RefSeq and is a predicted model, not a curated record. The coding region runs from base 71 to 3295 and encodes 1074 amino acids. NCBI's taxonomy places the organism in Eukaryota, Viridiplantae, Chlorophyta, Chlorophyceae, Chlamydomonadales, Volvocaceae. The transcript is spliced from 9 exons.